GUCCGACCGACCACCUCCUACUAUCGAACUGGGCAAUGGUCUGGACCCAACGUCACGGACGAUUACGAACGGUGGUACACGGAGGCCAAUGCAAGCAACAGAAUGGUUCUUGCACUCCGUUCAACAAUUCAUCAUGAAAUCGGAUGGGCUCUGGAUCGCCUACACAGGCUUUGCGAGAACGAACAGUUCAUGCUCAGGAGUAUACCUGGGCUUACCGACGCGCUGUUCGAAUGGCCAGAGUGGUUUGCCCUGGGUGGCUACAAAGAGGCAGAAGCUGUGAGUUUGUUUUCCUCGCCCCCUCUGGUCGACCGGAAACGGCGUCAUGCCCUUGAAUCCCUCCUUAUCAUUCGCAAUAUGGCCGCAAACGAACCGAAUGUCCAAGAUCUCGCUUCACACCCUCGAACAUUACCAUUAAUAACCAAUGCACUCCAAAAUCUCAACCCCGAGAAUGAGUCGAACGUGGAAUUUCUUCUGAACUCUAUGGAUCUUCUUCAAGCAGUCUUUCCUUGGAUGGUGCUGCCUUCACAAAGUACGAAACCCAGCUUUCUUGCACCACUGCAGGCUAUUGCAGCGCACUCGAUGAACAGAUCACUCAUCAUUGCCUCUAUGGUGUUAAUUGGAAUGAUGUUCUACAAUCAUCACGUUGUUCCAUACUUGGAUUCCAGUACUCUCGCUCUGGAUGCAGCUGUGCGAUACUUGCCUUUGUUCGCAGACAAACCACUGGUUGACGCUUGUGUGAACUAUUUGUAUGCACAUCUAUCACAACCAUCCUUGGCGAAGGCGUUCUUGCUUCACCCUUCUAUGCCUAGCACGCUCAGGAUACUUAUCAGCAUCGUACUUGCCGAGCAAUCGGAGGAAACCGUUUCUCUGGACGUUACGGGCCCUGUACGAACAGUUCCUGCGAGUAAAGGUGCAACAUCAAAUCAUGACCUUUCAAAGGAGGAAUUUGAUCGUCUGUUGACACUUCCUGAACCUAACCGGUGCUACGAAUGGAUGAAAACAAUGUUUAUCAGCGAUACUACAAGCGAACUUACCCAGGUAGACUUCUGGAACCUCUACCGAGAUGCAUUUGGACCAUCCGCCGAGCGCCACCCAAUGCUUGCGGCUUCAGAUGUGAUAAAGAACGUAAACCUCGUCUUCCCCCAAGCCCAGGCAAUGGUACUGCAAGGACCCCCUCAGCGGUUCGUAGUAAGAGGUGUCGCUCGCCGACAAGACACAUCAGACGUCCGCGGAUACAAAUGCUCAUGGAACCAAUCUCAGUGUGAGGAACAGCCCUUUGAAAACAUCGGAGAGCUCUACGAGCACCUCCUUAGCCACAUCGCCGAUAACGAAGAACCGACUAUGUCUUGCUCAUGGUCCUCUUGUUCUGCACCGCCUUUAUCCAGAGUCCAUCUUCGCUCGCAUGUCCUCACGCAUAUCCCAGCCAGCCAGCCAGCCGUCAAAGAUGCGUCUCAGGAUGAUACUGUUACACUCUCUUCCCCAGGCGAGGUAUAUCCCUUAGCGGAGCCAACGAAACGGCCUCCUCCACCUUUGCGAAAGACAUACAUCACUUACGCUCGCCCGAUUGUUGACCCUCCUUCGACGUCUCUUACUGCUUUACUGUGUGCGCGAGUAAUCUAUCGGGUAUCAUUCGUGUCAACCGACGAGGCGCCAAAAGCUGAUGCAGACCACUUUGGCUUCCCGGGCAUUGUGCCUGAAGACGAGGAGGAGGAGGAGCAAGACUUGUCUAUGAUCUGUGGGACUGACGGGGACGGGGAAAGAAGGGGAAGAAAGGCGAUCAUAAAUAUCAGAGGAAUGUUAGAAGGUGUUCGGAUACGAAACGAGAUCCUCAUGGGCUGGAUCAUCGAUAUGCUUGAAGCUGGGUCUUUUCACGACGUGCUGUAG
Messenger RNA from Coniophora puteana RWD-64-598 SS2, 1884 nucleotides. RefSeq lists its product as uncharacterized. The coding region runs from base 103 to 1884 and encodes 593 amino acids. The record is from RefSeq and is a predicted model, not a curated record. Gene Ontology annotation, molecular function: DNA binding. The transcript has 3 exons. Lineage: Eukaryota; Fungi; Basidiomycota; Agaricomycetes; Boletales; Coniophoraceae. Gene Ontology annotation, biological process: regulation of DNA-templated transcription.